ACAGAAACUUUCUAUCUUAGGUCUUAACUUAAGAUAAGAUGUGUUAAAUUAAGAUUUUUCACAAAUUCAUAUUACAGAAGCAAAUCUUAAGUUGAUUUAGGAUUCUCAUCUUAUCUCACCAAAUCUUAUCUCAUCUCUAGUUAAGAAAUCCUAAAUCGCUCAAUCGUGUUCGGCGAUCAACUCUUAGGUCUGUUUCCUAGCAACCAACCGCGCGAGCUGCUUAAAAACAAAAUGGAUAAUCAAAAUCGUCGAGCUUUUAAUUUCACUACGGCGGAAAUAAACAUUUUGAUUGAUUCGGUAGAGAAGUCAAAGCCUAUACUGUUUGGCAAGUUUUCACAGUCGCUCACUCAAGAAGACAAAAAUAGGGAGUGGGCAAAAGUUGCCGAAAAUGUAUCUGCUGUGUGUGGCAUGAACCGUACUGCCGAGUCAGUGAAGAAAAAAUUUACCACCCUUGCAAGUGAAACAAAAAAGAAGGCUGCUUUACAGGCACGAGAGAUGAAGAAAACGGGAGGGGGAACAAGUGAUGCUCCAUCACUUAAACCCUCAGAAUCAAGAAUGUUAGGUGUCAUUGACAAAGUACACUAUGAAGGCAUCCCUGGUGGUUACGAGAUAGGACUGGAGAUGGCGCUGGAACAACAUGAACUGACGACAAUACAUAUGUCAGAUCUGAUGGAGGGGACAUCAGCAGAGCCUCAUAUGUCAGAUCUGAUGGAGGGGACAUCAGCAGAGCCUCGUCAAAUGCCACUUCAAUCAAAAAGGCAAAAAGUUGCAUCUUCAAGUCAUGCUGCACAGUUACUUGAGAUAGAAAGGGAGAAACUUGAGCUGUUUAGGGAGAGACUGACCAUUGAGAAGGAGAGAUUACAAUUAGAAAGAGAGAGACUGGAGCUGGAAAGGUCACAGCUGUGCAAAAGGUGCAGACAGGAACUGUAAAGCUUCAUUUUUAUGAUAUAACAUUGAUUAGUGCAUUGCAAUGUCUG
Molecule: messenger RNA, 977 nt
Organism: Misgurnus anguillicaudatus (oriental weatherfish)
Lineage: Eukaryota; Metazoa; Chordata; Actinopteri; Cypriniformes; Cobitidae
Source: RefSeq, a predicted model, not a curated record